AUGUAUAAGGCUACUGACCAUACACCGUCCGUUUAUAACGAUCCAUUUUCAAAUAGAUUGAUACCCGUAGGAUACUUUCUAAACAACCUUGAUGAAAUCGGACCGGCUCAUUGGGACGAUCCUCAGGCUGAUUAUUCUUUAAAGAUAAUUAAACCUCAAGAGCAUUUAAUGGACUGUCAAACAACAUUACCUGUCGUCUGUAGUGAUAAAUUUUGUUCUGCUGCUGAUGCCGCAGCCUUAACAAUUUAUUUCAAUGCCGCUAUGAUUAAUUAUAAACAAAUAAUGAGUCAUAGUAUUCAACGUUAUGAUGAUCAAGUUAAUAACGUAAUUCCUUCACCACCUUCAUCACCAAUAGUUGAUUCACAUAAUUCAACAAGUGAUGAUGAUUCAGAUACAAAUAUUUCACAAAGUAAUCCGUUACCCAUUCAAAAAAUUUCACCAUCAUCAGGAUCACCACCCGAUUAUUAUUUUCGUAUUCAUACUUUGAUAUUGGCUACCCAAUCGGGGUACUUCAACCAACUCUUCGGCCCGAUAAACCUCCAUUCAUCUUCUUCACAGUUACCUGAUACCUUAUUUGUACCAAUCCCGUAUCCCGAAUGUUUUGGUACUAUAUUACAUUGGUUAUACCAUCACGACGAUGAUGCUUGGUUAGAUGAUAUAACCGAAAAAAAUUUUGAAAAAUUUUAUUGGAACAUAAGAUUUUUAAAAUUGGGUAAAGAAGCUUAUGAUGUUUUGGAUGAAUGGAUCGAUGAGCGCUUGGAAGAUGGAUUUAGCUUCGAUU
Racocetra fulgida is the source of this 781-nucleotide messenger RNA. The record is from the annotation of a GenBank genome assembly. NCBI's taxonomy places the organism in Eukaryota, Fungi, Glomeromycota, Glomeromycetes, Diversisporales, Gigasporaceae.